AUGACUGAGGAAGUAUCGAGAAAACAGAAUUUCAGACAGUUGGGUCUUUCCAAGUGGUUAGUUGAAUCCCUGGAUGCUAUGAGGAUACGGACACCUACAGCUAUUCAAAGCGGAUGUAUUCCAGAAAUUUUAAAGGGUAGAGAUUGUAUCGGUGGUGCUAAGACUGGUUCUGGUAAGACUAUAGCUUUUGCUGGUCCGAUGCUGACACAAUGGUCAGAAGAUCCAACUGGUAUGUUUGGUAUUGUUUUAACACCUACUAGAGAGUUAGCCAUGCAAAUAGCUGAGCAAUUCACAGCUUUGGGUAGUUAUAUGAACAUCAGAGUUGCAUUAGUUGUUGGUGGUGAAAGUAUCGUUGACCAAGCUCUACAACUUCAACGUAAACCUCACUUCAUAAUAGCAACCCCAGGUAGACUGGCUCAUCAUAUAUUGAAUAGUGGUGAUGACACUGUUGGUGGCUUAAAGAGAGUAAAGUAUUUAGUUCUGGAUGAAGCUGAUAUCCUUCUAACCGAAACAUUUUCAAAUGACUUGAAGACAUGUGUCGGUGCAUUACCACCAAAGGAGAAGAGACAGACUUUGUUAUUCACAGCUACUAUCACUGACCAAGUCAGAGCGCUCCAGGAUGCUCCAGUACAGAAGGGUAAGCAACCGUUGUUUUGUUAUGAGGUUGAGAACGUUGAUAACGUGGCUAUUCCAUCGACUUUGAAUACGGAAUAUGUGCUUGUACCUGAACAUGUUAAAGAAGCAUAUUUGUAUCAAUUGUUGACAUGUGAAUCUUAUGCAAAUUCUACAGCAAUAAUAUUCGUGAACAGAACCACAGCCGCAGAAGUCUUAAGAAGAACUUUGAAAGCAUUGGAUGUAAGGGUAGCUUCUUUGCAUUCGCAGAUGCCGCAACAGGAAAGAACUAAUUCCAUGCAUAGAUUCAGAGCCAAUGCUGCCAGAGUUCUAAUUGCUACAGAUGUGGCUUCCAGGGGUCUUGAUAUUCCAACAGUUGAACUUGUAAUAAACUAUGAUAUACCAUCUGACCCUGAUACCUUUAUUCACAGAUCGGGUCGUACUGCUCGUGCUGGUAGAAAGGGUGAUGCUAUUUCAUUUAUUACACAGAGGGAUGUUUCGCGUAUAGAGGCGAUUGAAGCUAGGAUAAAUAUGAAAAUGACAGAGUGUGAUAAAGUUCACGAUACAGCAGUGAUCAGGAAAGCAUUAACUAAAGUGUCAAAGGCAAAGAGGGAAGCACUGAUGGCAAUGGAAAAAGAAAACUUUGGCGAAAGAAGGAAACUUCAAAAGAGGAAGACGCAAAAGGAUGGUAAGCGUGUCUAA
Messenger RNA from Nakaseomyces glabratus, 1314 nucleotides. It is a transcript of the gene DBP8, whose product is annotated as ATP-dependent RNA helicase DBP8. Lineage: Eukaryota; Fungi; Ascomycota; Saccharomycetes; Saccharomycetales; Saccharomycetaceae. The record is from RefSeq and is a predicted model, not a curated record. Gene Ontology annotation, molecular function: nucleic acid binding; ATP binding; RNA helicase activity.